Molecule: messenger RNA, 4099 nt
Organism: Diachasmimorpha longicaudata
Lineage: Eukaryota; Metazoa; Arthropoda; Insecta; Hymenoptera; Braconidae
Product: xanthine dehydrogenase-like
Exons: 23
Coding region: 139-3951 (1270 amino acids)
Molecular function (GO): FAD binding; iron ion binding; oxidoreductase activity
Source: RefSeq, a predicted model, not a curated record
ACUAAGUCGAUAGCAACUACUGAGUAUCUUGUCAGUUAAUCGUGCUCAACGAAUGUGAUCGCACCAAUUGGUUUAUUCCACCUCGAAACACUACGUCGUAAACAGCACUAGAGCUUUCCAACUCCGAGAGGGAUAAAUAUGGGUCAGGGGUCCUAUACUUUUGUGGGAGGAACUCCCAGAGACACCGUAGAACUUACGAUAAACGAUAAUGUUUACAUCGUCAGUCACGACGUGCGACCAGACACUUCGCUGAACGUCUUCAUCAGGGAUCAUGCCCUCCUACGGGGCACGAAGUACAUGUGCCUCGAGGGCGGGUGUGGUACGUGCAUCGUGGCCGCGGAAAUUCAUGGGGAAACCAUUGCAAUUAAUUCAUGCCUUGUUCCAGUCCUCAUUUGCAACGGAUGGAAAAUCAAGACAAUCGAGGGCAUAGGGAACAGAAAAGUGGGUUACCACAAGAUUCAGGCAACACUUGCUGAGAUGAACGGUUCCCAGUGCGGCUACUGUUCUCCGGGAAUGGUCAUGAAUAUGUAUAGUUUGAUACAGGGUAGAGAGAUGUCGAUGAAAGAGAUUGAAAAUUCAUUUGGUAGCAACAUUUGUCGUUGCACCGGUUACCGUCCCAUUCUGGAAGCGUUCAAAGGCCUAGGGAAUGACGCAGAUCCCGCUAUGGUGCAAAAGAUUCACGACAUCGAGGAGUUAUACGAAUUAAAAAAAUGUCCGAAGUCGGGCAAGCCCUGCAAAGGCGACUGCAAGCCCUCGGAGGAACCCACAAUAUUGGAGGAAGUCCGCAUGGAUUUCGGAGAUGUUAAAUUUCAAAAGGUACUCGACAUUGUCAGUCUAUUCGAAGUAUUCACUGGCAAUCCAAAUGCCAGUUACGUUCUCAAUGGCGGUAACACAGCACACGGUGUCUAUCGACUGGAAAAGCCCCAGCUAUACAUCGACCUCAACGACAUCAGCGAUCUCCGCAGAGUCGAGAAGACAGCGGACAACCUGAUCCUGGGUGGAAACGUCUCUCUGACGGUCAUCAAGAACAGCUUCAUCAAAUACUCCAGCGACACCGGUUUCAAUCACCUUCGGCAAAUGGCCGAUCAUGUGGACCUGAUCGCUAGUGUACCAGUACGCAAUAUUGGCACAUUGGCGGGGAACCUCAUGAUAAAGCACCAGCACAACGAAUUCCCCUCGGACCUGUUCCUCAUACUGGAGACUGCUGGAGCCAAAAUACACAUACUUUCGUCACCCGGACAAAAGCAGGAGAUUAAUUUCAUCGAGUUUCUGAAGAUGGAUAUGACACAUAAGAUCGUAUACAGCGUUAUGCUACCGGCACUGAAACCCGAAUAUGUUUAUCGAUCUUACAAGAUAUUGCCAAGAGCGCAAAAUGCACAUGCCUACGUGAACGCUGGGUUCCUUGUCAACCUUGAUGCUUCUGGGUCCGUCCAAGGACAACCGAACAUCAUCUUCGGUGGGAUCAGACCUGAUUUCCUUCACGCCACUGCCACCGAGAAGUACCUAACUGGAAAAUGCAUAUUAGACAAAGGCGUCCUCAAGCAGGCCCUGGUAACACUGGCCUCAGAGUUGAACCCCGACCAGGUCCUGCCGGAUUAUUCUCCAGAGUUCAGGAAAAAUCUAGCCCUGGGAUUGCUCUACAAGUUCGUCCUGAGUAUAAAACCAGAAGUCGUGGACGAAAAGUUACGCAGUGGUGGGACGAUACUGGAGCGUGAUCUCUCGUCUGGGAGGGUUGAUUAUGAAACGGACAAGUCACUCUGGCCGUAUAAUAAACCCCUCCCCAAGACUGAGUCGAUCUAUCAGACGUCUGGCGAGGCAGAGUACGUCAAUGACAUACCACCCCAGCCACGGGAGGUUUCCUGCGCUUUUGUACACACUAUCUUCUCCAGUGGAAAAAUAACGAACAUCGAUGCCUCUGAAGCUCUGGCGAUGAAGGGGGUUGUUGCCUUCCUAUCGGCCAAGGAUGUGCCAGGAAAAAAUCUUGCUAUUGACUCGGCGAACCAAGACCCAAUGAACUUCAAUGAUGAAAAGCUCUUUGCUGAUGGUGUUGUUGAGUUUGCCGGCCAACCGAUUGGCCUAAUUUGCGCGGAAACUCAGGCAAUUGCCAACGAGGCCGUGAAGAAAGUGAAAGUUACUUAUUCUGAUAUUGCGAAGGAGAAGCCCAUAAUAACGAAUCAAGACGCUAUCGAUUCUGGGGACAAAAAUAGAGUCAAGGAGAUGGCGAAUUUCCCUGCUGACAGACAAGGAACUAAUCCAGUUGCUAAAGUGAUAAAAGGUACCUUCAAUUGUGGGCCCCAGUAUCACUUCACGAUGGAGCCCCAGUCUUGCGUUUGCAUCCCAACAGAGGAUGGAAUGGACGUCUACCCAAGCUCUCACUUUAUAGACCUGGCACAGACUUCGAUGGCUUCGUGUCUUGGGAUUCCAAAUAACAGGAUCAACAUCAGAGUCAGAAGACUGGGAGGGUCGUACGGUGCAAAAUUGUCACGAAAUACCUGGAUCAGCUGUGGAUGUGCUGUGGCAGCGCACGUGCUAAAUCGUCCAGCUCGUUUGAUCAUGACAAUCGAGAGUAACAUGACGAUAAUAGGCAAACGAUUUCCAGUCAAGCAUGACUACGAGAUAGGUGUCGAUGCUGACGGGGUGAUUCAGUACUUGAAGCAGCAAAGUUGGCACAAUGCCGGCAGUUCAUUCAACGAUCCCAUUGCAGCACAAGCAGUCAUGCACUCGUAUUCCUGCUAUGACAAGACCACGUGGGCUUCCGUGGGAAAUGAAGUUCACACUGAUGUUCCAUCCAAUACGUACGCGAGAGCACCAGGCUCCACUGAGGGUGUGGCAAUGGGAGAGAAUAUGCUGGAGAACAUAGCGCAGGUACUGGGUAAAGAUCCAGUUGACGUGCGUCUCAAGAACAUGAAUGCAACGGAUAAGGUGCCACUGAGCCAGAUGAUUGACGACAUAAAGCAGACGUCGGACUACACUGCGAGAGUGGAGGCUGUCAGAAUGUUCAAUAAAGAAAACAGGUGGAAGAAGAGAGGUAUAAGUUUGAUGCCCAUGAAGUAUCCCCUUGAGGUGGGAGGUCAGUGGAAUGCCUUGAUAUCAGUGUACCCAAGGGACGGAACAGUGGCUGUUCUUCAUGGAGGCAUUGAGGUUGGCCAGGGCAUCAAUACCAAGGUGGCACAGGUUGCUGCUUACACCCUGGGAAUCGAUCUCGAUAUGAUCAGUGUUAAGCCCACGAAUAAUCUUGCUGCGCCGAAUAAUACAGUCUCCGGGGGCAGUAUCACAACUGAAUCUGCCGCAAACGCCACGAUAACUGCUUGCACGGAGCUUCUGAAACGUCUAGAACCCAUCAAAAAUACACUGACAAACCCCACGUGGACAGAGUUGGUUUUCGCUGCCUUCCAAGCAAACGUUAAUCUCUGCGUUCAAGCCAUGCUACCAGCUGAUUCAUCGAAGGGCUAUCCAAUAUACGCGGUAACGGUCAGUGAAGUGGAGGUCGACAUGCUAACAGGACAGCAUAUUAUUCGACGGGUCGAUCUUCUCGAGGAUGUUGGCAUAAGUAUGAAUCCUGAGAUCGAUAGGGGGCAGGUAGAGGGAGCUUUUGUGAUGGGAAUUGGUUACUGGACCUCCGAGGACCUCAUUUACGAUCCCAAGAGUGGAGUUCUGGUUAACAAUCGGACGUGGAAUUAUAAACCACCGGGUGCCAAGGACAUCCCAGUAGACUUCCGAGUGGCAUUCAGGAAAAAAUCACCGAAUCCAGUGGGAGUGCUGCGGUCGAAAGCUAUUGGCGAGCCACCACUCUGCAUGUCAUUCAGCAUACUAUUGGCAUUGAGGAAUGCUCUGAACUCAGCGAGGAAAGAUGCGGGAAAUACCGAUCCCUGGUAUCAGUUCGAUGGGCCAGCAACUACUGAAAAUAUCUUGAAGACCAGUCUCACCACCAACGAGCUCAUGAGACUUUAAUACAAUAUUUAAUUAUUCGCAUAAUUAUAUCCAACGUGUCGAUAAUAAAUACCAUGUUCUCUGCAAUUAUUAUCUCAUGAAUUUCAAUGAAAAUCGAUCUACCACAUUCGCAUUGGAAAAUAAAAUAUUUCAAUUUUGUCUUUGGCAA